Ictalurus punctatus (channel catfish) is the source of this 1723-nucleotide messenger RNA. RefSeq names its product solute carrier family 25 member 37 (gene slc25a37). The record is from RefSeq and is a predicted model, not a curated record. Gene Ontology annotation, molecular function: ferrous iron transmembrane transporter activity. The transcript is spliced from 4 exons. Gene Ontology annotation, cellular component: mitochondrial membrane. Gene Ontology annotation, biological process: iron import into the mitochondrion. Lineage: Eukaryota; Metazoa; Chordata; Actinopteri; Siluriformes; Ictaluridae. The coding region runs from base 208 to 1239 and encodes 343 amino acids.
CUCAGCAAGGCUCGACGUCGUCGCUGACCGAAAUGACGUCACGGCUGUUCCGUAACUCCGGAUGCACGCGGCGGUAGCGUCCGCCAGUCAGACUCGCCGCUGAUCCUGGGGUUGGUGUGUGUGUGUGUUGUUUACAGCGCGGCUGGGUGGGGGUGUGAAACAAACCCCGCGAGAGUAUUAUCCGGUGCAGCAGAGGCUCCUGCCUGCAUGGAGCUGCGCGCUGAGCCGGUGGUGGCGAGUUUGGAGAUGUCGGAGCUGCAGGGCGGAGGAGGUGAAGGGGACGGCGAUGGCGCGUGCUCCGAGGACGACAGUUAUGAGAGUUUACCGCUGCACGCGUCGUUCAGCACGCACAUGACAGCCGGCGCGGUUGCCGGAGUGCUCGAGCACACGGUCAUGUAUCCGGUGGACUCAGUUAAGACGCGUAUGCAGAGUUUACAGCCGGACCCGAAGGCUCAGUACCGCAGCGUGUACGGGGCGCUGAAACAAAUCGUGAUGACCGAGGGCCUCAUGCGGCCCCUCCGAGGCCUCAACAUCACGGUGCUGGGGGCGGGGCCGGCCCACGCGCUCUACUUUGCCUGCUACGAGCGGAUCAAGCGCAGCCUCAGCGACGUCAUUCAGAACGGUGGCAACAGCCACAUCGCCAACGGGCUGGCAGGAAGCGUUGCUACUGUGCUCCACGAUGCGGUCAUGAACCCCGCUGAAGUGGUGAAGCAGCGCAUGCAGAUGUAUAACUCGCCAUAUCGAGGCUUGUGGGACUGCGUUCUGACUAUAAGUCGUGACGAGGGCUUGGCCGCCUUCUACCGCAGCUACAGCACGCAGCUCACCAUGAACAUCCCGUUCCAGGCUCUGCACUUCAUGACGUACGAGCUGAUGCAGGAGCGGCUCAAUCCCGAGCGCCAGUACCGGCCGGGAACGCACAUGGUUUCGGGCGCCGCAGCAGGCGCCGUAUCGGCCGCGCUCACCACGCCACUCGACGUGUGCAAGACGCUGCUGAACACGCAGGAGGACGUGGCGUUAAAUUCGGCUCGCGUCAGCGGUCAUCUUUCAGGCAUGGCCAAUGCCUUCAGGACAGUCUACAGGCUGGGAGGUUUGACCGCCUUCUUUAAAGGUGCGCAAGCACGCGUCAUUUACCAGAUGCCUUCAACUGCCAUUGCCUGGUCCGUCUACGAGUCGUUCAAGUACUUCCUGACCCGGGAUGAAGAAAGCAGCUUUGGACAGAACAGGACUAGUCGAACGUGAAGAGCCCGGAAGGAACUUCUCGACUAAAUCAGCACUAAUCACAGAGGAGCCGUUGUCCGUCACAACGUUUUUUUGUUUCCACCACACUUUAAUAGUGUAAAGUUCCGAAGAACAAAUCGACAAAGUCGUAUGCGUGCGAUCCCGUUUUAGGUUCUACUUUAUUUAUUGGAAGAUGUUCUUGCUGUUACAAACAGGAAACUUUAUGUAGGCAAAUAAAUAGCUACUGCUAAAUACGCACAAAUAUUGAACGACUAGAAAGAAAGCGGUGAACACGUAUCUCCUGUCAUUAAACGCCAGGACGGAAUUGCUCACUAAACGGAUCAUGCUCUGUGUUGGUGUCGAGUGGUAGGUGCCACAGCGGGCCUUUCGAAUCAUUCCCAGAUUUGCAUACUUCCAUUCCAUAUGUUUCCCUGGGUAACAACAGACAGGCACGUUUAGCCUUGUCCGUGUGUUUAGGGUUUUUAUAUAUAUAUAUAUAUAUAUA